Akanthomyces muscarius is the source of this 516-nucleotide messenger RNA. RefSeq lists its product as uncharacterized. The record is from RefSeq and is a predicted model, not a curated record. The transcript has 2 exons. NCBI's taxonomy places the organism in Eukaryota, Fungi, Ascomycota, Sordariomycetes, Hypocreales, Cordycipitaceae. The coding region runs from base 1 to 516 and encodes 171 amino acids.
AUGGUACCAAUACUGCAAUCUGCAACAUGCCGUGUCGCGGAGACAGAUCCACCAGAUGCCUGUGAGUUCGGCAAUCGCAGCUAUCAAACCCAAAGGAACCGAAGCCGCAGUGUUUACAUUCGCGAGCUUCUCGCUACGCCAACGGCCGCUGUGGCGAGGCCGUUCGCUCCAGCCACAUCGAGUGGCUGGCAUUCAGCGGGGCGGACGGCUGUCUCCUCGUGCGCCUCGAUUGCGGUGCCUCAACAGCAGCACCCAUUCAAGUCCAAUAUAUUGCCCUACGCUGUCGCCGACCACACAGCAAAACAGUGGCUAUGGCAUCGAAUACGAUGCAACCUCCACCGAAGAAGAUGGCUCGCUGAGCCCAUGAUACAAUACGGCUGGCCGAUACAUUCUGUGUGCUCCCGUGUUGGGCUCCCCGCAGAAAGCGAGUCUCAACCAGCAUCUAUCAAGCCAACACCGCACACGCCGUGGCAGCCACCACCAUCGAUCUACGAAAAGAAAAAAAGCAUGCGAUAA